CUUAAGGAAAUUUUUUUAAAAAAAGAAAAAUAAAAGAAAAAUAAAUAAAAUAUUUUAAAAAAGAGACACGGUUUAGGUUGUUACAUGUGUCUUUGGAAGCUGCUUCCCUUUGAGGAGCAGAAAGGAGAGCGCCGUUAGGAGGAGGGAUGGGAGGUGGGAGCAACUGAGGAGGUGGGUGCCAUCAGAGCGUGGGUGCUUCUUCCGCAUGUUGGUGUCAGGGAUAUGUUGCUCAGUGACACACAGAAAUUGCUGUAAAUAACAAGCCCAAACUCUAAAGUUUUCUUUAAAAGCAAAAGUCCCCUUUGGAUCAAGUUAGUGACUUCUUACGGGCAGGUUUUGAAGGGGUAGGAAUUGAGCUAUGCCCCAUGUGUUUGCUUUAAAGCAUAUAAAUAGUGGAUGCAAAGCCAAUGAGACUUUUCUAAGAAGUAAGAGGAAAAAUCAUUAAUCAAGUGUAAGGCCCAGUAUUGUGCUCACCUUUUUUUUUUGUUGUGGAAAAUAGGGCUAUAUGCAGAUUACAGCAAUGCGAGCCAUUUUCUUAAGUAAUAGACUGGGAGUAUUCUUUAACAGCAAAGCAGAGAUGUAUAACAGUUAGUUCAUUGCUACUCAUGUAUGGACCUGUGAUCUGCUGGCUGUAGGAUUUCAGUAGAGAAUAAGUAUUAAAGUGCUCUGUUGGCCUGAAUGCAGUGGUUUGACACGUAACAUGCAUGGACUCUGCCCCAUUUAUAUCUGGUAGUGCUUUGCUUCACAUAGUGGUGUAAAUUGUAUAAAAAACAUAUAGGAACAUCAGGAAAAAACUAGAUGUAUUUCUGGAGGCAUGCAUCACAAAUAUAGUUACUAUUGCUUAAUAUAGUUAAAUGCUAUGAAAAUAUAGGUAGAAUCACUUAAUUUUUUAUGUUUUCCCAUCGUAUCUGUUAUACUGCUGGUUUGGUAAUGUGGUUUUGUAGGAUAGAAUGUAUUUACUGGGGGAACAAAUAGUAGAUACUGAUUUUAAUUUUUUCUUAAUUAUUUUUUCCCAGGCAUGCUCCCAGCUUUAUCAAUCAGUAUCACAGGGAAACAGCAGAUGGAUUCGACAUACGAUCUGUGGUUUUUAAGAAAUCAUAUGUGCAGCUAUUCUGCUCUAGCGGCCACAUCUGCAGGGCAACAUGGCAUUCACAGGCAAAUACGAAUUCGAAAGUGAUGAGAACUAUGAUGACUUUGUGAAGAAGAUUGGUCUCCCUGCUGACAAGAUCGAACUGGGAAGGAAUUGCAAAAUAGUCACCGAGGUGGUGCAGAAUGGAAAUGAUUUCACCUGGUCUCAGCAUUUCCCAGGAGGACACACCACAACUAAUUCAUUCACUAUAGACAAGGAAGCAGACAUGGAGACAAUGGGUGGUAGAAAGUUCAAGGCAACUGUUAAAAUGGAAGGUGGAAAAAUAGUAGCUGAAUUUCCCAACUAUCGUCAUACUGUAGAGAUUUCUGGAGGAAAGCUUGUAGAGGUGAGUUCUCAAGUGUCCAGACUAUUUUGGUUAGGACUGCAAGUCUUAUUAUUAUUAUUUAAGUUUUGAGUUCAGAAAAAUACAUCCAAAUAAGCAAUGCAAAACUGUGUAUUAACUUUCUCCUUUCUAGAUAAUCUCUUAAAAUUCUAAUCCAAAAUUCAUGGAAUAAACUUUUAGUUAUAUAUUUUGUGUCUUGUAUCAUAUACACAGACACACAGUUUCAUAACUGUAAUAGACUGGAGUGUUCAGCUUGAGGUAUUCCUGAGUUGCUGUUUUUUUUAUUGACUAUAUUCACAGUCAAUAAGCAUAUGCUUAAAGAAUAGAAAAUAAUAUGUAAAGUUAUUCACCUGCUACUUGAACUAUGUUUGUUUGUACAAAAUGUCAUUAACUUUAUUUUUUAAAAUGUCAAUAUGUUAUAACUCCUCACAGCAUUUCUGUUGGACCCUAGUCUAUUUUUCAGUCUUACUCCUAGAACAAAAAUGUUGGAAGAGCUUAUAUUAUGAAUGGUGUCCUAUUUUAUCAUUGAAGUCACAUGGCAGUGGUAAAUCUUGAUUUGACUCUCAAAAGGCAUCUUGAUUUGUGGCUUUUCUCUGUGUCAGCUACAUAUGUCUGCAUAUCUUAACUUUGAGUAAUAGUAACUUACAAUAAAAAACAAAGCGAUGUUGUUACUCAGUUAUUGCUUUUGGAGAACAACUGUCUAAAAUCCUGAUACCAGCUUGGUGUCGGUGAUAGCCAAGUCUACCACUGCAGUAACUUGGAGCAGUCUAAACUAUUUAGCUUAUUGUUUAUGUAUGUUCUACUAAAGGGUAAAUCUGCUUCAGUAAGUGGCAGGUUCCAUGUGUAAGCUAAUAGGUCUUUCUGUUUGUGACACUGAAGCUUUAAGAACCCUGUUCAACCAAGUUUUGGUGUGUUCUUUA
This is a messenger RNA of Lagopus muta (rock ptarmigan), 2392 nucleotides long. It is a transcript of the gene FABP6, whose product is annotated as fatty acid binding protein 6. The record is from RefSeq and is a predicted model, not a curated record. NCBI's taxonomy places the organism in Eukaryota, Metazoa, Chordata, Aves, Galliformes, Phasianidae. The coding region runs from base 1143 to 1544 and encodes 133 amino acids. Gene Ontology annotation, cellular component: cytosol; nucleus. Gene Ontology annotation, biological process: fatty acid transport. Gene Ontology annotation, molecular function: fatty acid binding. The transcript is spliced from 4 exons.